Daucus carota subsp. sativus is the source of this 933-nucleotide messenger RNA. Its product is annotated as F-box/kelch-repeat protein At3g23880-like. The coding region runs from base 1 to 933 and encodes 310 amino acids. The record is from RefSeq and is a predicted model, not a curated record. The transcript has a single exon. Gene Ontology annotation, molecular function: protein binding. NCBI's taxonomy places the organism in Eukaryota, Viridiplantae, Streptophyta, Magnoliopsida, Apiales, Apiaceae.
AUGAAGACUGCGAACUAUUACAUACCAGAUGAAUUGUGGGAACAGAUCCUUUUACGGCAGCCAGUGGAGACACUUAUACGAUGGAAGUGUGUUUGUAAAUCAUGGAAUCGAAUCAUUAGCGACAAGUCCUUCGUCAAAGCCUAUGGUCUCCAUCAAAAAACAUCCGAAAACACGCGUAAGUAUUUACUACUCGACUACGAUUAUUCCUACUACUCAGCAGGCCUCAUUGAUAGAAAAUCAUAUAAUGUUCUCGGAUAUUACAAUGACAUAUGUUGCAGAGAUCGCAGUAGAUAUGGUUUAGAGGUUUACGGUAUUUGUGAUGGUUUAUUAUGUUUGGCUGGUCGUUUCUAUGAUAUAUGCAAUGAUUUUCCUAUUUUUUUAUAUAAUCCGUUCAUCAGAAAAGGGAAGAAACUGGUUCCUCCUAGGCGUGCAGCUAACUACUUAUGUCCUGUUUCUUUGUGUUUCGGGUUUCACGAUGAUGAUUACAAACUAGUCAGGGUUCAAUCAUUUUGGAAUCUGUGCGAAAUUUGUAUUUACAGUUUGAAUACCGAUAGUUGGAAGUCUGUGAAAAUUGAGGUUAAUAUUGAAGAUGAAGGUAACUUCAGAUGUAUUGGUAUUUUGCCGUACCCCAAGGCCAGAUUAGUAAACGGUGUCGCGUAUUUCAUACAACAUGACAUACAAGGUGACAGAAUUAUAUCAUAUGAUCUUGAUAAUGAGAAAACCCGAAAAAUGCAAUUGCCUACAGAUAUUGGUUCCGUUGCCCAUGUUAUCAUGGAAGAAUACGGAGAAUCAAUAGCUCUAAUCGGAUCUACUUCUCAAAAUAUCAAUAAUGGCGUGGAUAUUGGAUAUGACGUGGCUAUUGACUAUGGUGUGGCGAUGUGGGUACUGAAACAGAGUGACAACUCUAAUGUUGUGUUUGGUUGGGGUGAAUGA